Bufo gargarizans (Asiatic toad) is the source of this 5586-nucleotide messenger RNA. Its product is annotated as type II iodothyronine deiodinase-like. Lineage: Eukaryota; Metazoa; Chordata; Amphibia; Anura; Bufonidae. The transcript has 2 exons. Gene Ontology annotation, molecular function: thyroxine 5'-deiodinase activity. The record is from RefSeq and is a predicted model, not a curated record.
CAGCAGUGAAGGAGUGGCGUGCAUGGUGCAGCUGGCAGGGAUAUGAGGGUCCAAGGUCCAGGAGUGCUGCCGCCACAUAGGUGACUCUCUCCACCCAACGGUCGCGAGGUAAGGAAUGCCAGCUGCCUGAGAAGUUGUGAGAAGCUGAGAGAUGGAUGAAGGGAGGAGUUCUAUUCUCUCCUUUAAUAACAAAGUCCCGCCUUGCAAGUUUUUGAGCGGCUCUUUUCCUAUUCAGAGCAUCCCCAGCCAAACUAAUGCCCUCUCCUACCCUGACGUCAAAGAACAGAUCACAGGCAAGAUUAGGGUUUUUCAUUUCUCUUAUUGCAGCAAUUAGCCUGGGACUGUAUAAAAGGGCUACAGAAAGGGGAGGGAGCCAGAGGGGAAACCUGGGGACAAUAAGAGAUAGCUGAGAGACACAGGCGGAGAGGCAGAGGGAGCCAGAGGUAGUAUGGGGAGAAAGCGCCUUUUAGAUUCUUCCAGCUAAAAAAAAAAAAAAAUCCACCUGGUUCUUCAAACUUCAGAAACUUUUUUCUUUCGAUAAUUCCCAAGCAAUGAGAGGAAGCAGCUGAAGCUGAGCAGCCGCUGCCUGGCGCUCCCCUGUAAGUACAGCAGUAGUGCAGACACCUGUUUAGCACAGUCCAACUUCCCAGUGCAAACAUUUCAUUCAUAGUAAAAGGCAUCAAUUAAAAGCUCAUCAGCCGGCUCUUGCCCCCCCUGCACGGCUGAAUGAAGAAGGCAGAUAGAAAGGGGCAUCUUUAAGGGCAGAGCCAUGGGUCUGCUGAGUGUGGACCUGCUGAUCACCCUGCAGAUCCUGCCUGGGUUCGUGUCUAACUGCCUGUUCUUGGCUCUCUACGACUCUGUUGUGUUGGUAAAACACGUGCUCCUGCAACUGAACCGCUCCAAAUCCAACCAGAGUCAAUGGCGUCGGAUGCUCACCCCAGAAGGUCUGCGCUGCGUCUGGAACAGCUUCCUAUUGGAUGCCUACAAGCAGGUAAAAUUAGGCGGAGACGCACCAAACUCCAAUGUUAUCCAUGUGUCCAGCAAGAAAACAAGUAGCAUGCCAGCUAAACUCGGGACACCAUGUAACCUUCUUGACUUUGCCAGCUCCGAGCGCCCUCUGGUUGUCAAUUUUGGUUCUGCCACCUGACCCCCCUUUAUAAGCCAGCUGCCAGCCUUCAGCAAGCUGGUGGAGGAGUUCUCCAAUGUAGCCGACUUCCUCUUGGUCUACAUUGAUGAGGCUCAUCCCUCAGAUGGCUGGGCUGCUGCUCCUGGUGUGGGUUCAUAUGAAGUAAAAAAACACAGAAACCAAGAAGAUCGAUGUGCUGCAGCUAACAAACUCAUGGAAGAAUACUCCCUCCCCCAACAGUGCCAGGUGGUUGCAGACUGCAUGGACAAUAAUGCCAACGUAGCCUACGGUGUCUCCUUUGAAAGGGUAUGCAUUGUACAAAGGCAAAAAAUUGUAUACCUCGGAGGUAAAGGACCUUUCUUCUAUAAACUCCAAGAAGUGAGGUGGUGGCUGGAGCAGACAUUUGGAAACAGAGGCUGAAUGGAUAAAAGGACCCGGCUGGGCCUGGAGAAACCACUCCAAAGGACGAGCAAGCGUAUCAUCCUCGUGGAACACUUGUUGACACUAAAAUACAGACUUUGAAAACGACCACACUACAAAGUUCACAAUCCAGAUGCCUGAUCUUAUCCUCACUGUGACCCGAAUCUCUGGCAGACCUCAAACCGCUGUUCCCUCUUGCUCUACAACAAUACACAACAGUAUAGGCAGAACAUAGGAAGAUGAGGGUGUGGUGAAAGCAAGAAGGGAAAGUCAGAAAUCAAACAAAGCCCACAUCUGACAGCUGCUGUAGAGCCGGCUUGCUCUUCCAUGUUCCUGGGAAAAUUUUGCAAAGAAAUGCCGUCAGGGAAGACUAGGGAGAAGCAGCACAGCACCUCCAAUCGAGUAUUUAUUACCGAGAUUCCAGUGUUUCACUCGGCAGGUGUAGCUCAUUUUAGUUAUUUUUUUUUCUUUUCUUAACAUAAUUUAUUGCGUUAUCAUGAGUCGGCGGUAUCCACAAAUGACACAGUUACCUCAACAAGGGGACAGCUGCAUGGAAACGGAUGUAGCAAUCAUCUGCACGUUCCAUACUGCUGGUUCUUCAUGUUAUCUUGGAGGAGGGUGGGAGCCUUAAUAAUUGUUAAUAUGUGGAACCUGUAGGCACAGAAGCAUAAAUAUGCCUCCUAUGUGCUCUGAUCCCCACAAGAUGACAUUUCCAGCACCAAUUAGGCAAGGUUUUGACAGGUGACGUGGAGAAUGAAGACUAACACUUCACUAAUGGCCUGCGUCUGGUCCUGCGGGCUCACACCGCACAUGGGGCUCCGAGGACCUCAAAGGCCUGGCUCACACAUCAGACCAAAACACACUAGUUUACUGAUCAAUGGCCAAACUACAUUCUGUCACAUCCUAAAACAACACCCAUCGCCACCUUUUCAUGCUUCCUUUACAGGGUCAUUGAAACUCCACAGUAACGGACCCGCAUUGCUGCUGCAUUGAAGGAUUUCUCUAGUCCAAUAAUUCAUUAUUUUUACCUGUACCCAGACGCCACAUAUUUUGCUGCAUAUCCCUGCUUUUCAUGCCAUCACUGCAUCCUAGCAGAACUACCGGUUUGCUAACCAAAUCCAUCAUACUUUGCUGUGUAAGCUCCAGAGGACUUGCUCCACCUAGCUACAAGGCAGCGGAGGCGUAGAGGGCGAGACAUUGUGGCAGGUGAAGCAAGCCCUGAGGAACAGUACAGAGCAGAGCAUGCUGGGAUUGGUAAGAAAACCCAACCAGCAGGAAGUUCUGCAUGUAAACAUCCUGCCAGGAUGGAGUGAUGGCGAGAACAGGGGAAGGACAAUGAUAUGAAAAACAGGCAAAAUAUGCAGCGUCUCCGAGGAGAGAAAAAAUAUUCUGGGACUAAAGAACUUCUAUACGCAGAUUUUGAAAGUUUUUCUGUUUUAUGUUUUAUCACGGCUGGAUGUGCCACUUAUUGUGUAUGCAAGUGAUACUGAGCUCAUGGAGCUGGAGGUAGGAAUGUAAUAUCACACUUCUCCAGCCACUCCUUGCAUAUUUGCUGGGUUGUGGCCAAAUCUCCACCGGUCCCCAUUAUAGUGAAUGGGGCUGGAAGGCCAGUAUUCACGGAUCCGGGUGAGGAACAGCCUGCAGGAUCUGCUUAACACAAAUGUGAAACAAGCCUUAAAGAGACUACAGGCAGUUACUAUUAUCCAAAUCCUGCAGUGAAUAAGGAGGCAUUCACACAAGGUAGAUUUUCUUGCAGAAAUUUUCUACUGAAAAUAACUUCCAUUCAUCUGAAUGGGGUUGCUUUGGUGGGAAGCCCAUGGAUUUCUACAAGCCCCAUUCAGGUGAACAGAAUACCGUGUGUGAAGACGUCCUAAUAGAACCUGCAAGAAGAUGGCCCAAUACUGGACCAUCACAGAACAGAGUGGGGCUUCACUAGUACCAAGAACAAGCAGAUAUCUUACCCAUAGGAACCGCAGCUCACAGGGAGGCUGUACCACUAAUUAUAAUCACAUACUAAGAAAUAAGCUGAUGCCGAUAUACUAAGGCAUUUCAAACACCAGUCUUCGUAUAAAGGCUGUCGGAGAAGAAAGCGACAAAAAUUGAAUGGCUUAAAUGAUAGUAAACACGUCAGGCCCCAGGAGGCCACCCCCCCUCCCUCUAAGCCCAGAAUGCACCAUAAUUGAUGACAUUUUAACGCCACAGUGGUGGGGUAAACACCUGGAUAAAUGCCCCUCAGCAGGGUGUAUUUUAAUAUUUGGUGGCAUCUAUUUAGGGAUAUUAUGGGCCUCAGUUUGUAAAGACACUAUUAACGGGGUGUUUCAACAUAGAGUCCAACAGGGGGAAUUCUACACAAGGAAGAGGGGACAUAUAUUGGAUGUACUUAGCCUUUAAGGUGGUUGGAUGCAGUCACUUUUUUAUAUAUUUAGCUGUAAUAACAGGAUGAGCAGUAAAUAUAUACCAAACGCUCAUGUGUCAUCCAAUUCUACAAUAAAGUAUAUUGCGGUAGACAAGAAAAAAGUUCUAAAACCAGAAAGAUCUUCAAUAGGAAUUAAAUGGAAAUGACACAAGGCCUCUGCAGACCCCCAUUACUGUAAAGCUGCUCCUGGGUGACCGAGGGGCACAGGAUUCAAACCGAAGAAGAAGGAUAAGAAGGGUAUGUAAGGGCAUGCCUCCUGGCCAUAACCUCAGUAAAUCUGUGUAAAAGGAGCCCGAUCAGGGAGUGGAGGGCACAGUAACCCCCACAAGCCAUUCAGAUGAUAUUAAAUCCUUCUAGUUUGAGAGCAUCAUCAUGAAUACCUCAUCAAUGCAUGCAAGAGGAGUGGUGUGGACAGAAGACGGCGAGUGCGGUGGGUCACAGAAGGGGUGACCUGCCAGGUCCGCAGCCCUGCAAUGCUCUCCCCAUGUUUGCAGAUAAUUGGCAGACAAAGGCCUCUGCUCUCCCUCCUUCCAGACAGAAUAUGAAGGUGCAUGUAGGACUGAUCGCCUCACGCUGCCUCAUUCUAUGAUGUGACUGCUGCAGAUCGUGCAUUUACUGUACAUGACCCUCAGUGCAUACGGUUUCCAUCCAGGGAUAUCGCACUUGUGCCUUCUUGCAUGCCGCCUGGUGAUACACGCCAUUGCUUACAUGCUGUACUAUAUAUAUUGCAUUGAUAUUCUGUUGUACUGUAGCAUAACGACAUGUCGGCUCCUGAUUGACGCUUCCUCUAAUGUUUCCCAUCACACCAGGGAUUUCAUUCCACACCCGUGGACGGCGGGGUCACCGGCCAGCAUGUGGCAAAUAUGAAAACCUGUUUUAUAUGUGCAGGACUGGUGGGAAACAAUUCUCUUGUGUGCCUGGAAUCAAGGGGCAUGUUCACAUGGAUGUAUUUUCUUACUUACAUUUUUAUACAACUUUUAGAUGUCACUUGAACCUUUUAUGCUGUGAUCACCAAAAGUGUCUUGAUAUUUGGCAACCAGUGAGGUCAGUGCUACGUCACUGCUCAUUUCUUCUCCUUAUGCUGAUGUUUUUCUAUUUGACCUAUGUGUAUUUUAUAUCUUUUUUUUAAAAUAAUUAUCCAAUUUCAUUAUUUUGCUCUGUGCAGUACCACAUAAUCUUGUUUCAUAUAAUGCACCAGCAAUUGGCCACUGGCACACGGCUCUGUGCCCUGCAUGGAUCUCAUCCUGUGCCAGCCUACAUGUUACCCAUCAACGUACACAGGGAAAUAGACCAUGAGUGACAAGCCAAAGGUGACCUGCGAGGUGACACAGGAACACCAGGCAGAGGAUCCUGCUGGCUAGAGAGGCCAUGAUGUGGGUAUGAAGGGAACCAUUGAAAGAGACCAGCUCUCUGUUGGUGCCUGGAUGGAGUCACAUCAUUGCUGACCUGGCAGGUGUUUUUGUCCUCCCUUUCAGACCCGGUGGCUUCUUCACUCAUCUUCUCCACAACUAAAGACUACCAGAACCCAAACGCUUCACAAUAUGGUGCUUCAGUUAGCCAAUGUUUUACUUGUAUUUUAAUUAAAAAAAAUAUUUAAAAAAAAGGAAAAGUCCAUGAGUUGUUU